UUGUUUCAGAUUAAAAUGCAUUCAUUUCUGAUUUGUACGAUUGUGAUAUUUGUUUGCGCAUACGCACAAGUCUCAGUACCACCGGGCUACAAAGAAAAAUAUCCACAAUACUAUUAUUCGAAGCAAGCCCGUCAUCCCAGAGAUGUGACGUGGGACAAACAAGUGGGUAAAGGAAAAGUCUUCGGUACCCUUGGCAAUGACGACCAGGGACUGUUCGGCAAAGGUGGUUACAAGCAAGAAAUAUUCAAUGACAACAGAGGAAAAUUAGAAGGGCAAGCUUACGGUACUAGGGUUUUAGGAGCUGAUGGUGGUACCAGCAAUCUCGGAGGAAGAUUAGACUGGUCCAAUAAAGAUGCAAAAGCUGCGUUGGAUAUUAGCAAGCAAAUUGGUGGGCGUACCAGUGUAACAGCAACAGGGUCCGGAGUAUGGAACCUUGAUAAGAACACCCGUAUUUCCGCUGGUGGAGCCAUCUCUCAAGAAGUGGGACGUGGCAAGCCUGACAUAGCUGUACAAGGACAAUUUCAACAUGACUUUUAAUUUGUAAAGUAUAUUAUUCGUUUCAGUUACAAUAAAGUAACGAUAACUACUAUAAAAACAAGAAUAUUAAUAGAAUUUAUAUAAUCUUUAAUACAUAUUGCGGUACGAUAUUAGAGUAAGAAAUAAAUACGUCAUUUGAACAAAUAGGUACGUCUUAAAGUAUAUAUUUUAAUAAAUCAGACGCGUAAAUAUGAUAUUUUCAAUUUCUUUCUAAGACACUGAACAUGACUAGACAUCGGUUGAGUGCUUUGAACUACCUAUAGUUAGAUAUUUUGUCUAUGAUAAAAUCUUAAAAGAAGAUAAAUGAAAUAAAGUGAAAUGUGUUUUAUUUCACCGUAAAUUAAAUUAAUAGAGGAGAUGUGAACCUCAUAUAAAUUAUAAACAAUGAUGUCACCUUGAUAUUCCGCGUUCUUGAUGUUACGCAAAAAAAAUCAUACAAAUAGAAGAUAUUGUUAAUUUAACAAAUUUGAAGGUAGAUUAUUUACAAUCAUAUCAUCAUCAUCAUCAUCAUCAUAACAGCCAUUAAUUAUCCACUGUUGAACAAAGACCUCUCCUUAUUGGGGGAAUAUUAAUAUUUGCCACACUGAGCAGGCGGGUUGACAACCAUAGUUUUUUUGAUGAAUGAAAAUGGUAUGGUAACCCUGCCUGCGCUAACGGGAUGCGCUGGCGGAGCACCAGUGAAGGGUGUUAGAUGAGAAUGAAAACAGGCCAGUUAGCCCAUUAUGAUGAAUUUAGCAGGAAUUAACCAUGAUAGUUUCCAGGGAAAACCGCGAGGAGGUCCACCUGGUUGGGUAUAUUGCUAGCAAUGAGAUUCUCAGUCUACAUUACUAACAAUCCCUUUCCUGUUAGUAAUGUAGGCUUGGGCGAUGUUUUAAGAAGAACGCUGCUGCCUAUCCUUCAACCAUUAUUUUUUUCAUUUCUCAUAACAGAAACAAUAGAACGCCAAAUGCUUAUAUUCAAACUAUAAUGACAAUAUUGUAAAUUAAUAAUUUACGCACUGAAAGAAAUGGUGAAUUCAAUUUUUAGGGUUCGUGUCUCCAAAGGAAAAACGGAACCCUUAUAGGAUCACUUCGUUGUCUGUCCAUCCGUCCGUAUUUACAUAUAAAUGAGUAAGUUUAGAAAAAAAUUAAUGUUAUCAGAAUUGUAUUAAUUUAUUAUGGCUAAAUAUUGCAACAGUAAUUAAGAUUAAAAUUGAUAUUAAACGUUAAUUGAAUACAAAUGGACAUUUUCUCUACUACGUUGAGUGGCAGACAACAGGCAAGACUUAUUAUGGGUGCCCUAACUGGGCAUAUGCCAGUAAGGAGACGCAUACCAGAGGCUUACCAGAGGGAGACUUUGUACAAAAGUCGAUUGCUUGGGUACCUCUGUCCCAUUCGUGUUUCAACCGUAAAGCAGUUGUGUUUACAUGGCUGUGUUUCAGUUUGAAGGGUGGGUUAUGGCAGUGAAUUUACUGGGUACGGAGGAAUAACACCUGAGUUCUCAGGAAUGACAACGCAUGGGGGGUAUCAUGGGCGAAGCAUUAUACUCUGUUAUGUCCAUGGCACGGCUCAUGUCUAUAAGCGACGGUUACCACUUUCCAUCAGGUGGGCCGUUAGCUUGUUUGCCAUUCUAAGUUGUAUAAAAAAAAACAAUAUACAGUUAAACUGCAAUAAAGUAUUAAAGGUUUUUUAGUCUUUAUUUAUAACUCUUAGACGUAAUAUUUUCUAGGCAAUCUAAAAAAAUAUAAACCUAUUAUAUAUAGACCGGUCUGUGUUUUUUACAGAUAAGCUAAAUUGCUAAAGGUUGGGUCUUGUGUAAUCGAAAUAAAAUACUAUAUUUUGAACAAAGAAUAUUAUUUCAAAAUAUCUCAGUAGAUUAAAGGUUAUUCUGUUAGCUGCCUCCGAUUAUUUAUAACAUGCACGUGAAUACUAAAUUUUAAACGAUUUUUCUUCUACUAUGCUACUAAUUUACUUUAUAGUCAACUAAAAAUAUUUUUAAUAUAUAUAUAUAUAUUUUUAUUUGGGUAAACUAACAAUGACAAAGUAAAGAAUAAUAUAUAAUAUCAAUAAAAGAAAACAUUGAGUAAAUUUGCCACCAACUUACCGCUUACCACAGGUUCGAUUCAAAUAGAUUCUGAUAUUUCUUCAGAUAUCUCAUUUUUUUUUAUUGUAUUUAUGUAUUUUUUUUAAUACAACUUAGAAUGGGAAACUAGCUGACGGUCCACCCGUGGAAAGUGGUAACCGUCGCCUAUAGACAUGAGCAGUACCGUGGACAUAACAGAAUAUACCUUUUCGCCCAUGAUACCCCCCAUGCGUUGCCAUUCCUGAGAACUCAGAUGUUAUGCCUCUGUACCCAGUAAAUUCACGCCAUAUCCCACCCUUCAAACCGAAACACAGCCAUGCAAGCACAACUGCUUCACGGUUGAAACACGAAUGGGACAGAGGUACCCAAGCAAUCGACUUUUGUACAAUGUCUCCCUCUGGUUUUUUUUUUAUUUACACUUUAUUGCAUCAUUUAUGAAAAUAAUAGAAAAUAUAGUGAUUUGUAAUGAGAAGUGAUACAAAGGCGGCCUUAUCACUAAGCAAUCUUCCAGACAACCUUUGUGUGUAGGGCACUGAGAAAAAGACAAGGAAUUUUUUUAUUACUUUUUAUUACAAUUUUGUAAAGUUAUCUGUUGAAGAAAUUUUAUAGUUCAAAUUAUAAUAAAUCUAACAGUUAAUUUUCAUUUCUAAUUUAUGUUAAAAUUAUGUGUUAUAAUAAAUAUUUAAGUGUUAGUAAAUUGGUGUUAGUAAAUCAUUGCAUGAUUUACUAACACCAAGCACGUUAAUGUAUACGUUUGAAUUAUAGAAUGAUAGACUUUAAUUAAUAACCAUUUUUCAAAUAAAAUUCCAUUAUAAACUAGCUUAUUGCCAGCUACUUCGUAUGUAUGGAUUUGAGAAACAGAAAAAUUAGAAAAAUUGACCAAUAGAAAAUGAACACUUCUAGAUGGCGUAUCAAGACAAAAGAUAUACGAGAUUUUAAGUUAGACUUUAGGACAAUAACUGUGAAAACCACAUCUAUUUAAGUGUAGUAGUUAUUAGAGGUAGGUAACAUAGCAAUAACUAUAUAUUUUAAUUACAAUAUCUAUGUACAGAUUCAAUAACGAAUAUGUUAAAAAUCCGUUAUCCAAAAAUAAUAUAGGAUAAGAAAGAAAGAAAGAAACUUUAUUCUACAGAAAUAUGCGACUACACCCACACAGAGGUUAAAAAAAAUCAUAUAUUAAGAAUUCUAACAACGAAACUACACACAAUAUUUAUAUAUAUAUAAAAAAAAAAAAAGAAUAUAAAAUUAAAAAAGAAAAAAAAACAAUUCGUAUUAUAACAGUUUCAUCCAAAAUGAGUGUGUGUGUGCGUGCGUCACAAUACCUGCAAAAUGAGGUCCGUGCUCAGCAUUAUGCUGUAGUGUCAGGGACACUACAGCGCUGAUUUUCAGCACGCGCCUCGCCAACCCGCGGCGUCCUAAUAAUAACAAUAAUACUCGUAUUUGGAUAAGUCUGACUAACACAGUGGUGUGCUUAAAGUGUAUUGUGUAAAAAAAAAAAAUAUAAUAAAUUUGUGGUGGGUUUAUUAAAUUAUAAUUAAAUGAUAAAUUAUAACGUUGUCAGUGUUGAAUAAUAAUAAUCACACAAAAAUAAAAUAGGUAUAGAAUAAGUAUUUUUUUAUAACGGAUUUUUAACAUAUUCGAACAUAGAUAUCCGAUCAAUAUGGGCGGUAUCUAAAUGACCUUUUUUCAUCAUUAAUGUCCACAAAACACUAAUAUAUAGAUACCGGAUCGGUAUUCAUAUUAUCCAUACCUAGUAGUUAUUGCGUGAUAUUGGAACAAUAAUAUAGAUAGACAAAAUUUCGAAAAAUAUAAUUUUGGCUUCUAUUGCUCAUGUCAAAUUUUCUCAAAUAUCGCCCAUGCACAGAGAUUAAUUACUAUUUUAUUAUAAUAUAAGAUAAGAAUUAAUAUUAGGUAGUUAUUAAUAACCACACAUUACUAGAAAUCUUAUAAUGCAAAGCACCACAAGAGUACCCAAGCGGCUAUCGAGGUCACCCUGCCAUCCGGAGUAGGCUCGAUUGUCCGCGCUUCUGCUCGCUUGCUAUUGUUUUUCCUUCCAUUUCAUGGAUGGUUUAAUGCAGAAUACUGCACAAUAUGGCCAGUUAUUAUCCGUAAAUUUUUGACGAAAAUUUGAAUGGCAAUUGAAAUAAUAGCUUACUUGAUUGAAAAUGAUAUUUGGAUUCAUUGAAAUUAGAAAUGGACGGUUUAUUUAAGAAAAAAAUGUUACAAGAGAUAAAAAUUGUUUAAGAAAGAAAGCAAUAAUUUCUUGCCCGUAAUUCUUAGAUGACUUUGUAUUUCGAACUGGGCAAUAAAAUAAUUUUAAAUGAUAAUUCAAAAAUGUUUAUAAUUAAGUUUACUUAAACAAAAAAAAUCAUUAUUGUUAUUAGAGAAGCAAAACAAUUCAAAACAAUGUUUAUUGGCGCUUUAGCUUUAGCUUUAAUAGACUGUUCUAUCCUAAAAUAUUGGGUGGGACAGGUUAUCAAUGUAAGAGCGUUAUAACCGCUCAUUUAUUAACAUAGGUUAAGUCAAUUUAUAACUAACAAAAUGGGCCUUAUGUAGUCUAAUUAAAUAAAUAUUAUUUAACGACUUAA
This is a messenger RNA of Galleria mellonella (greater wax moth), 5186 nucleotides long. Its product is annotated as gloverin-like. NCBI's taxonomy places the organism in Eukaryota, Metazoa, Arthropoda, Insecta, Lepidoptera, Pyralidae. The record is from RefSeq and is a predicted model, not a curated record. The coding region runs from base 16 to 537 and encodes 173 amino acids. The transcript is spliced from 4 exons.